Bipolaris sorokiniana ND90Pr is the source of this 255-nucleotide messenger RNA. RefSeq lists its product as uncharacterized. The transcript has 2 exons. The coding region runs from base 1 to 255 and encodes 84 amino acids. Lineage: Eukaryota; Fungi; Ascomycota; Dothideomycetes; Pleosporales; Pleosporaceae. The record is from RefSeq and is a predicted model, not a curated record.
AUGCAGAAGGACGACCUAGACGAGCAUUCAGCAUCAAGAGAAUUCAUCAUGCUAGUGCCAGCCCAGACCCAGGAAAAAGAUUCUCUAUACCAAGAAAUAAGAGCGGCUGUACGGGAAGGAAAACGAUCUCUCCCAAGCUCUCGUAAGAUUGCUAUCUCUUUAGGCGACUGUACGAUUAAUGCUAAAGAUAAGUUGUGCUGGCGUAAUAGAGUAUGGGUACCUGAAUGUGAACCACUUCGGACAGGAGUAAUCUAA